Messenger RNA from Loa loa (African eye worm), 1751 nucleotides. RefSeq lists its product as hypothetical. The record is from RefSeq and is a predicted model, not a curated record. Gene Ontology annotation, biological process: DNA replication; DNA replication initiation. The transcript is spliced from 14 exons. NCBI's taxonomy places the organism in Eukaryota, Metazoa, Nematoda, Chromadorea, Rhabditida, Onchocercidae. Gene Ontology annotation, molecular function: DNA replication origin binding; single-stranded DNA binding. Gene Ontology annotation, cellular component: replication fork protection complex; nucleus. Bases 1 to 1698 code for a protein of 565 amino acids.
AUGCAACUUAGCGAAGCUGGUCGAAGCAUCAAACGGCAAUUAAAAGAAGCGAAAGCGAAUGAUUUGGGUUUUUUAUAUCGAAUAGAAUCUAUAAAGAGACAGGGAGUCAAUCUUCAAGAAAAUCGUCGUGCGCUUCAAGGGAAAGCUCAGCAAAUUACGAGCGCUGUCGAAUCAUUGUCAAAAGAUGCGCUGAAAGUUUAUGACCCAUUUUUGGUAUUCGUAUCAGGAAUCCAACACUUUCAUCAGCAGCUUUUGAAUCGUAUUGCGAUGGUAGACAAUAAAUGGAUUUCCUUGGCGAUUAUCGUAGAUAAAACGGGUUGUCGUAAAAGUGCAAACGGACAUGAGUAUAUGAUAUGGAAUACUUCUGACCUAACGGAUUUCCUAGAUACAAAUGUUAAGAUUCUCGUUUUUGGUGAUUGUAUCAAAAAAUUUUGGAAAUUGCAACUUGGCAGUGUUAUUGCGCUUGUAGCACCACCUUUUGCUGAUGGGGAUGAUAAACAAAUAACAUUGAAAUUAACGAAAUGUGCACAAGUUUUGGAAAUGGGAUUUUGCCCUGAUUUUGGUCACUGCAAGGCCGUUAAAAAAGAUGGUGGACUGUGUCAAAAUGUGGUGAACUUGUCGCAGUGCGAGCGCUGCGUAUAUCAUGUUCAACGAGCAGCACAGAAAUUCACAGCAAAUCGUGGCUCAUUUGCAUCUAUGCUAGCAAAUCCCAAGCGAAAGUUACCGCUGCAAGAAUCGAACUCAUUUUCAGGUGGUAUAAUUACAAUUCCGAGAAGGAGUCCCAAAGUUUCAACAAAUGCUCUGUUAAUAAAUAAGAGUAGAAAACAAUUGAAUCAACACCUGACUAGGAGUUGUUUAAUGCGGUCGAAAAGUUUGAAGGAAUGUGAAAAGAUGACGCUUGACGCUUUAAUUGCGAAGGAGACUGCAAUUUGUGGAACAAAAAGUGCAUCGCAACCGCAUGGGAAAAUAUCCCCAAGAGAUAGGAGCAAUGAAUCAUUAAAAGAGUUUCUGCAAAAGCAGGAUGGAAACGAAAGUUCCACGCACUCGCCAAUUCUUGGCAAAGGCUUAAAUUCUGGAUCUGUUUUAUUAAUUAGCCCUAGAAAAAGUGACAAACUAACUGCUUCAGAAAAUACUAAGCGCAAAGCUAUUGCAACAAUAAUGAAAAGAGGUGGUCUGGAAAAGGCUGAUCCAAACUCAAUCAACAGCAAGCAUAAAAAAAGACGUUUGUUCUUUCCUCCGGAACAUAAAGGACAGAAGAACACCGAAGUUAAUAAGAAUGUUAAUAGCAACUCGGAAAAAGUCAGAGGAUUCUCGAAAACUCUUUAUACUGCCGAAGAAAUUUCAAAGCUGUUAGAGAAAAGAAGCAAUCACGAGGGUGAUCUCCGUCGGGAAGAUGCUGCUCGUGAAAAGCGUUACUUCAGUGCUAUGGAACAAAAAGAAAAACUGGAAAAUUAUCUUACUAAGACUAUGGAAAUUAAAAAUUGCAAUGUAGUUAUAUGCAUGCAGUGCAAUUAUACGUCAUACAAACAGAGUGAUCUAUGCAAACAGUUACAUCAUACUGUAAAACAAUGCAAGGCUAAUAAACGAUUCUUCCGUUGUAAACAAUGUUAUAAGCGCACAGUUUCGUAUGAAAGACUACCCACAGUUCCUUGCACGGUUGGUCUUUCUAAUUCGAGAAGGUUUGGGAGUUUGAUGUAGAUAAAUGUAAAGAAGUUUGCUAAGCGAAGUUGGCCCGUCGUAACACUUAGCAA